GGAUGGCGGCCCCGGCGGCGGGCAGCGGAGCUCCGGGGCUGCGCGGCGGCCGCUAGCCCCGAGGAGAGCCCGCCCGGCCGCCCGUCCAGCCGGGCUCGGCGCCCCGGGGCGUUUUGGGGGGAAUGGAGGCGAUCGCCAGUCAGAUGGGAAAUGGGAGAGAUGCAAGCUCCUCCCCAAAUUCAAAGCAAGAGCUGCAGCCGUACCAGGGCUCCAAUACCCUCAAGCCCAACCAAGUGGGUGAGACCUCUCUGUACGGAGUGCCCAUCGUGUCCCUGGUCAUCGACGGGCAGGAGCGGCUGUGCCUGGCGCAGAUCUCCAACACGCUGCUCAAGAACUACAGCUACAAUGAGAUCCACAACCGGCGGGUGGCCCUGGGCAUCACCUGCGUGCAGUGCACGCCGGUGCAGCUGGAGAUCCUGCGGCGGGCCGGGGCCAUGCCCAUCUCCUCCCGCCGCUGCGGCAUGAUCACCAAGCGGGAGGCGGAGCGGCUCUGCAAGUCCUUCCUGGGCGAGCACAAGCCGCCCAAGCUGCCCGAGAACUUCGCCUUCGACGUGGUGCACGAGUGCGCCUGGGGCUCGCGGGGCAGCUUCAUCCCGGCGCGCUACAACAGCUCCCGCGCCAAGUGCAUCAAGUGCAGCUACUGCAGCAUGUACUUCUCCCCCAACAAGUUCAUCUUCCACUCGCACCGCACCCCGGACUCCAAGUACACGCAGCCCGACGCCGCCAACUUCAACUCGUGGCGCCGCCACCUCAAGCUCAGCGACAAGACGGCCACGGAGGAGCUGUCGCACGCCUGGGAGGAUGUCAAGGCCAUGUUCAACGGCGGCACCCGCAAGCGGACCUUCUCCCUGCAAGGCGCCCCCGCCGCCGGCCCCGGCGGCGGCUCGCCGGCGGCCAAGGCCUCGCUGCACCCGCCGCCUCCCGCCGGCCCCGAGCUGGCCCCGGCGCACAAGAGCCUGCGCUGCAGCGGGCAGGAGCCGGCGGGCGAGCGCGGAGCGCUGGGGCUGCCCGCGGCGCACGGCGGGGCGGCGGGGGCGCACGGCGGGGCGGGCGCGGUGCGCAGCUACCCGGUGAUCCCGGUGCCCAGCAAGGGCUUCGGCAUGCUGCAGAAGCUGCCGCCGCCGCUCUUCCCCCACCCGUACGGCUUCCCGGCCGCCGCUUUCGGACUGUGCCCCAAGAAGCAGGAGGACGCGCUGGGCGGCGCGGGCGGCGGCGAGCCGGGCAAGGGCGGCGCGCUGCCGUCGGGGAUGUUCUGGGGGCCGCCGCACCCGCACCCGCACCAGCCGGCGCAGCCGCCGCACCAGCCCGGCGCCGCCAAGGACGGCGGCGUCUACCCGUCCUUCCCCAUGUUCUGGCCGGCCGCCGGCAGCCUGCCCGUGCCGCCCUACCCGGCGCAGAGCCAGGCCAAGGCGGCGGUCACGGCCGUCGUGGUGGCGGCGGCGGCCGCGGCGGCGGCGGCGGCGGCCGAGCCGUCGGGGCUGGCGGGGCGGCACGGCGAGCCGGAGGGCUCGGAGCCGUCGGGCAGCGGGCGGAGCAGCGCCACGCCGCAGGAGGGCUCCGGGGCCGACGGCGAGCGCUGCUCCAGCGCGCUGUCGAGGGCGGCCGGCGAGGAGGAGCGCUCCGGGGACGAGGCGCUGCUCGGCCCGCUGCCCCUGCCCAGGAAGGGCAGCUACCUGUCCGCCUUCCGCCCGGUGGUGAAGGACACCGAGAGCAUCGCCAAGCUCUACGGCACCCGCGAGGCGUACGGCGGCGGCGGCGGGGCCGCCCGCGGGCCCGGCUACCUCUCCCCGGACUUCCUCAGCGAGGGCAGCUCCAGCUACCGCUCGCUCUCCCCCGGGGGGGACACGGCCGAGGAGCCCGAGGUGGACGUGGAGUCCAACCGCUUCCCGGAGGACGACGACGAGGACGCCGCCGCCGCCGCCGCCGCCUCCGCCGCGGCCCCGGAGGAGCGGGAGCCGCCGCCGCCCCGGCUGCUGGCCGGGCCCGAGGAGCCGCUGCCCGCCGCCACCGACGGGCCCGAGGAGAAAGCGGGCGAGGCGGCGGCGGAGGAGGGCGGCCAGCCCCCCGACGGCAGCCCCGAGCGGAGCAGCAGCGGCAGCGCCUACGAGGUGCGGGGCCGGGCGGGCUCUGCCCCGGGGGGGGGGGGGCUCUGCCCGGACACCCCCGGCCCUGACUCGCUCUUUUAGGUGUACGCGCCGGAGCGGGGGGAGCAGCACCUGCAGGCGCUGAAGACCACCGCCUCCCUGGGAGCCUCGGCCGCUUACCUGUGCACCCCCGAGGCCAAGGAGCAAGAUAAAGAAGACAAUCACUCGACGGCAGAGGAUUUAGAGACCAGAAAAUCCUAUCAGGACCAAAGGAACGUCUCGCAUCCCAGCCCUGUAAAUACCGACAGAGGAGAGGACGGCCUCGGCAUGGACAUGGCGGGGACGCAGCUGGUGGAAAAGGACAUCGAAAACUUGGCCCGAGACGAGUUGCAAAAACUGGUCCUGGAGCAAAUGGAGCUGAGGAAGAAGCUGGAGAGGGACUUCCAGAGCCUGAAAGACAACUUCCAGGACCAGAUGAAGCGGGAGCUGGCGUACCGCGAGGAGAUGGUGCAGCAGCUCCAGAUCGUCCGAGAUACGCUGUGCAACGAGCUGGACCAGGAGAGGAAAGCGCGCUACGCCAUCCAGCAGAAGUUGAAAGAGGCCCACGACGCGCUGCACCACUUCUCCUGCAAAAUGCUGACCCCGCGGCACUGCACGGGGAACUGCUCCUUCAAGCCGCCGCUGCUGCCCCAGUGAGCCCCCCCUCCCGGUGUCGUCGUCGUCGUCGUCGUCGUCCCCCCCCCCCCCCCCCGAAGCCAUGCGCCCUGCGGCGCGCAGCAGCCGAGGGCAGAGCCCACACAAGCCAUUUCCACGAGGAGACACUUGUACAUAGAGGACUCGGAGCUCGGCCCUCUCGGACUGGCAAUACGGCGGGGAGAGGCCCCGGGACGGCAGGGGGGGGGGGGGCCGCCGUGCCCCCCCCCCGCCUCCGCCCCGCGCCCCCCGGGCCCCCCCCCCCCGCUCCGCGUCUUCCCCUCCCUCCCUGUGUGUCCGCUUCUUCCACCCUCGUCCAGACUGGAAACAAAAGUGGCUAUGUGCAAUGGAUAUAAAUGUACUGUGAUUCUCUUGGUACAGUAUUUGUUGGAUUUUUAUUUAUUUAUGAUGUAUAUUUUAUU
This is a messenger RNA of Cygnus olor (mute swan), 3199 nucleotides long. RefSeq names its product SKI family transcriptional corepressor 1 (gene SKOR1). Gene Ontology annotation, biological process: negative regulation of transcription by RNA polymerase II; negative regulation of BMP signaling pathway. NCBI's taxonomy places the organism in Eukaryota, Metazoa, Chordata, Aves, Anseriformes, Anatidae. Gene Ontology annotation, cellular component: nucleus; transcription regulator complex. Gene Ontology annotation, molecular function: RNA polymerase II cis-regulatory region sequence-specific DNA binding; SMAD binding; DNA-binding transcription factor activity, RNA polymerase II-specific. The record is from RefSeq and is a predicted model, not a curated record.